AGAACUGAUUAAAAAAAGCACCACUGUUGCACCAGGAGGACAGUCAUUGAAAGAGAUGGGUGGCAUCACUCGUCUUCUCCUUUUGCUGUGGGUCGGUGACACAGUGAGCACAGUGGUGGAUCUGCAGAAGAGAAUCAUUGGAGGUCAUGAGUGUGAACCAAAGGAACGUCUGUACCAUGUGAAAUUGAUAGCAAAUGAUGGCAAUGAUGAGUUCUUCUGUGGUGGCUCUCUGAUCAGUGACCAGUGGAUCCUGACUGCAGCUCACUGCUGGGAGGUGGGAUGGACUAUAAAUGCAGUUUUAGGUGUGCAUCCAGGCCCAGGACAACCAGUAGUAAUCAAAGCACCACCUGAGAUCUUCACAGACUACGACAAAAACAACAACAAGAGGUCUCAUGACAUCAUGCUACUGAAGCUACCUCGGCCCACUAAGAUUCGACCUAUAGAACUUCCAAACUGUCGAAAUCCUCCUAAAUUGGGUGAAAAGGUUAAGAUCGCAGGUCACGCUGCCACUACUGGAGGCCCUAAUAAGGAAAGAACACCUGGUGUAUCACAUACUCUUCAAUGUGUAGAGACUGACAUAGUCAACUGUCAGGGACUCAGAAACUAUUUGAAAAACAAGAACAGCUUUUUCUACAGAAAAGUAAUGUAUCAGCACUGGUUCUGUGGCCAAAGUCCUGGAGUGGAUGUCUGUACUGGUGACUCUGGUGGAGGAGUGGUGUAUAAGAACAAAAUCUACGGUGUCAUGUCUUUCACUGGUGAUAUGGACUAUGUUUGUACUAAACCAACUGCAAUCAUGGACAUCUGCAAUCAAGAAUACAUAAAAUGGAUCAAAGAUACUAUUGACAUACCACAGAGAGGGUGUGGUCUAUUAUGUGGUUAACUGGAAACAGGCUGAAACUUGUCAGUAAUAAACAGAUUUAUUGCAGCGAUUUCAGCCCUACAAGGAACUUUGAGUGAUUUCCUUGUGAUUUUUUUUUUUUUUACUGCAGAAAUUGUUUUCAUACAAACUAAAAAGAGUGUUUGUCACAAUUAUUUGAAAUGAUUUGGGUAUAAAGGUGAAAAUCUCUACCAUUACCAUGCAUUGUGCCCAAAAAGAAAGGAAAAUAGCAAGUAGACUUCAUGGGAAGGAGGGGAGAGCUGCACACUAAAGGUCUUCAAUGAUGCUUGGUGCUCAAAUGUUGUCAAAGUUGAUGGAUAAUGUUUCCCAGAUGUUUUUUUUAUGUAACAUUCCUCUGGAGGAAAAUUUAAAAUGCACUACAGAAUUAUUACUUUCUGGGUGUAGCCUAUACAUAAAUAGCCUAUAUAAGUAUAUACAUAACUGUAUAUAUUGUUUUAUUUUAUUUUAAAUUUAAAAAGUUGUAUAAAUGUUCUAUGUGUGUAUGAAGGGGCUCCAACUUUUCAUUGUGCAACCCUGUGUUAUAAAGUGACAAAUAAAUUACUAUGAUUCCUUGA
Messenger RNA from Siniperca chuatsi (mandarin fish), 1452 nucleotides. Its product is annotated as snake venom serine protease BthaTL-like. Gene Ontology annotation, molecular function: serine-type endopeptidase activity. Gene Ontology annotation, biological process: proteolysis. Bases 56 to 880 code for a protein of 274 amino acids. The transcript is spliced from 6 exons. The record is from RefSeq and is a predicted model, not a curated record. Lineage: Eukaryota; Metazoa; Chordata; Actinopteri; Centrarchiformes; Sinipercidae.